Molecule: messenger RNA, 1545 nt
Organism: Thlaspi arvense
Lineage: Eukaryota; Viridiplantae; Streptophyta; Magnoliopsida; Brassicales; Brassicaceae
Source: the annotation of a GenBank genome assembly
GGGAAAAUGGGGAAAUUAGCCGUUGCAGCUAUCACGGGCUUGUGGGUAAUUCCCAUGUCGAUCAUCGUCAAUCACAUUGUUCCCGAACCCUACAUGGACGAGAUAUUCCAUGUGCCUCAGGCUCAGCAAUACUGCAAUGGGAAUUUUAGGAGCUGGGAUCCAAUGAUCACUACCCCACCUGGAUUGUACUAUCUUUCACUUGCACAUGUUGCUUCUUUCUUUCCAGUAAUGUUGUUGCUGAAAACUACUACACAGUCCUUUUCGGAAGCUUGUUCUACGUCUGUUCUACGGUCUACGAAUGCUGUUUUUGCAGUUCUGUGUGGAGUUAUAGUGUAUGAGAUUAUCAGAUUCUUGGGGCCAAAUCUCAGUGAUAGAAAAGCAACUUUCAUGGCGUUAGUCAUGUCGCUUUACCCUCUCCAUUGGUUCUUCACUUUCCUCUACUACACAGAUGUUGCGUCUCUAACCGCAGUUCUUGCCAUGUACCUCGCUUGUUUGAAAAGAAGAUAUAUGCUCAGUGCAUUGUUUGGUACUUUAGCAAUUUUUAUCAGACAAACAAAUGUAGUCUGGAUGCUUUUCGUUGCUUGCUCAGGUGUUAUAGACUUCACUCUCGAAUCGCUGCCAAGGCGAAAAGAAAAACUAGAUCAAGAUUUGCAUCGGUUCAUUGAUAGCAAAGGAGAAACCGUGAGAUCAAAUCUCAGAAAAAGAAAAUCUGAUAGCAGCUUGGAUACUACCAACCGUUUCGACCGCAGUAAAAUCAUUUCUUCAACAGAGGAGGAUAUUUCAGGCUUAGUCAGUGAUAUCUAUGCUGUAAUCUCAACAUCUUGGAAUCUGAAGUGGAGGCUUUUGGUCACAUUUAGCCCUUUCAUCGUCGUUGUGGUGGCGUUUGGUAUUUUUAUCCUCUGGAACGGGGGUAUAGUCCUCGGUGCAAAAGAGGCUCAUGUGGUUUCCCCGCAUUUCGCGCAGAUAAUGUAUUUCAGCCUCGUCUCUGCUCUUUUCACUGCUCCCUUACACUUCUCAGAACUGAGAAAUCUGUUCCAAAGGCUCCAUAAAAGCUGGCCUUUACGCCUUCUAGUGACUCUUGUGGCUCUGAUAGCCGGAUUAGGCUCUGUACACUUUUUCAGCUUGGCUCAUCCUUACCUUCUCGCCGAUAAUCGCCAUUAUCCUUUCUAUCUAUGGAGGAAAGUCAUCAACGCUCAUUGGUCAAUCAAGUACGUGUUAGUCCCGGUUUACGUCUACUCCUGGUUCUCAAUCCUAAGUUUAUUAGAGAAAACUCGAAGGAAGAUCUGGGUAUUGAUCUAUUUCUUAGCGACAUGCGCUGUUCUUGUUCCGACGCCAUUGAUCGAGUUCAGAUAUUACACCAUCCCGCUUUACCUCUUCAUGCUUCACUCCUGUGUCAGAAGCAGCGGCUUCGCCACUUGGCUUCUCGUAGGAACGAUUUUUGUCGGUGUUAAUGUGUUUACAAUGGCGAUGUUCUUGUUUAGACCGUUCAAGUGGAGCCAUGAGGAUGGUGUCCAGAGAAAGAAAGAGAGAAAUUCAAAAAUGUAA